AUGUGGUUUUACGCAAUCGUAACACUCUUGUUACUAAGUUUUCAAACGAUUAUUGCGGAAAAUGGAAACUUCCAUAUGAAAGAAGCCAUCGUCAAAAUUACCAAGAUCCACCAGUCGGCUUUCAAUUAUAAUUUGGAUGCUCAACUUUUCAAUAAGAAAAUGACACCGAUGGAGUUUGCCAACUCUCUUUUCGAUGGAAAGAUUGAAGAUAAUGUUUUUGAAGAAUACGGUAACUUGAAGUUGGUUGAUGGAUUAAAACAAGGUCGGGAGUUAUUCAAAUUAAUCAAUAAGUUCAAAGAUCCCAAGAUUACUGAUCAAAUGCGGAAUGAUAUCAUAAAUGGAAUGAGUGUUCAUUCAGAAUGGCGAUCUGUGUUCAUAAAUUUCGGUUCAAUCUAUGAGUUUUUCGAGAAAAAGUCAAAAGUAGUAAAAGUGGAAACUCAAGAGAUCCGGCGUUUAGAAAUCAACCUGGCUAAUCGAAUUCGAGUAUUUCAGCAACUCGUCGAUAGCUUCAAACAAUCUCAUAACGAUUCGUUGAUUAUUGAGAUAGUAAAACAAGCUGGUGAUGUGAAAAUCAGUUAUUCCGAGUUUCAAGCGUGCUUUCGGAACAUUGGUUAUUUAAACAAUGAUUACAUAAUAGUGUCCCAUCUUAUAGAUGUCAGAUCGUUCUUCACAAAAGAAACAGAGGAAAUGAUGAACAGACUGAAAACAGCAUUCUCUGCAACUGAAAGCGAUAUUGAUGCACUGUUGAACUUGCAAAAUAGUCAAGCGCUCAAAGAAGUUAUUGCAAUUGUAAAGAAGUUAGAUAAUACUCUUCCCUUGCUAAAUAGUUUCCGAAUUUCAAAAGAUAAACGGAAGAAAUAUCAAGGUGUCUCAAAGCCACUAUUCCAACGGAUCUCCUCAUUGUCCUCAUUCAUGAAUCAUAUUGAAUAUCAAGCUCCAAGACUAUCGGCUACAUGGAAACCACUCGAACAGACUCUCAGACUUAUGGAAAUUAACCAAAACCAAUUCGACCUCACUGAGGUGUUUCAGACCGAGAAAGCUUGCAUUAUGGGUUACAACAUUUCGUUUGAUCUAACUACUUCAGACCCUGAGUUAAUCGCAUUCGAAGUGUACUUAAAGAAUUAUUCAUUGGCAGAGGAUGAAUUCCAUGACGCAUGGCGUGAGCUGUCUAGAAACACCGAGACGGAAAAUCUUGUGGUCUCUAAAAACCCCGAAGCCCAUUUCGAAUAUUUAAAAAGAAGACUGGAAAUGUUUCUUGCAAAAUAUUCCACGGAAGAAAUGGAAAAGGUUUUGAAAAAUUUGGGAAACAAGCACAUUCCUGGAAAAGAAGAAAUUUCCGUAUUUGAGGAGACCUAUCUGGAAGCGGUGCGAUGGUUGGAAACAAUUCAGAAAGCGAAUUCGAAAGAAUUGACGGAAAAACUAACAAAAAAUAUUCCUGAAAUGAAAGCAUACUUUGAAUGUGGUGGUCCGGGUAAUUAUUACACCAUGGAUGAGGCUAGAAUGCUUUUUGAAACAUCGAGGACAGCAUCCAGUGUGAAUCCCAACUCCCUGCUGUUCGGAGCUGUAGAAUGGAUGGGUUGGUUGAAAGAGGCACAUGAAAUGAUUGAAGGAAUCAAGAAUUGGAAACCGGAAGAUGAUCCAACAAUCGGAGCAUUCCCAUUGACUGUUUCUGAUCUGGAUGUGAUAUCUGAUGGACUGAAAGCUAUAAACAAGGCUAUUUCGAAUAUUGUGGAAGAUCUGGAUCGAGUGGAUAUCAAUAAUGUGACAGAAAAUGCUGAGUCACAUCUAUCUGAUUCUGUUCUCAGUUCAAUCGAUACGGUCAGAAAGUUUGUCAGAGAUGAAUACGAUGGAAAUCUGUGGAAGGAAAUUCAGAACUUCUUGGAUGACUUGCAGAGUUUUCCGGGUUUUGCGAAUAAAGUGAACAAGAUGAACGAGGAAAUUAGAAAGUAUAAAGACUGGGAGAAAACUAGACAUCCAGAAAAAGAGAAAGAAGAAAAGAAGCCGUUUGUCGAUUGUUCGCAAAGCAAUCUCGGCGAAUGUGGUGUUCCGCUGAAUCUUCCAGCAGCUCCGGAUGUUCCAGUCGAGAAAUUUGAGUUGUGA
Messenger RNA from Caenorhabditis remanei, 2100 nucleotides. RefSeq lists its product as uncharacterized. The record is from RefSeq and is a predicted model, not a curated record. The transcript has 5 exons. NCBI's taxonomy places the organism in Eukaryota, Metazoa, Nematoda, Chromadorea, Rhabditida, Rhabditidae. The coding region runs from base 1 to 2100 and encodes 699 amino acids.